UUGCAGAGGCAGUGGAAUUCCAGUGAGAUAGUGAGAACUUGAGAAAUCACGCAGUUUCGGUGUGCUCAAUCGGUGGACUGACCUCAGAAGGUGUAAAUAUCUCUGUAUAUUUAUAGAGGAAUACAGGGAGAGAAGGUGACUAACCAUUAGGGUUCCAUCCGGGUUUCGAUAAUGAGUUUGUGGAAUUAGUUAGUGACGCCUCACAAACCCACGAAUGUCAAGCAUUCCUGCGUCGGAAUUUCACCAGUCCUCAAGAGCUUAAUCUCAUCAUUGCGAAACACAUCCAUGCUGAGAUUCAUCUCCUUACUCCUCAAGGUUUGUAGGUAUCAAAUAUUUAACGGGUUAUUUAAGAGAUUCACUCUUUAAGGGUCUAUUUCAAAAUCUGUCCAUACUUUAGUGGUAGAUAUAUGUAGCUUUGAUUAGGUUUUAUUGAGCCCUCAUUUGACUAUGAUCAAUAACGAGAAAAACAAGGCCAUAGACACACACCAUAGCAAACAAACUCACUAUUUAUUGUAUGAAAAGGAAAGUUAUAUUGUGAGUUGUAAGUUAACAACUGCUACAAAAUGAAUUAUGAACUCUUCACCCAAACAAAAUAAUGGUUUGAUGUGCUUUCAGAAAAGCCCUUAUUUUCGCUUGCACUUUCUCCGCACUCUCUGUCAGUCAUUCUCUCAGUCCACAAAAGGAGCAAAACCUUUCAUUCUCAAGAAAUGUGUGGCCUUGUUACUCACAUGCACCUCUUCAGAGCAAAAGCUGAAGCAGAUCCAUGCUUUCUCUAUCAGGCAUGGCGUCCCUCUCUCCAACCCAGACAUGGGCAAGCACCUUAUCUUCACCCUCGUCUCCCUUUCCUCAGCCAUGUCCUAUGCACACCGAAUUUUUACCCAACUUCAUAACCCAAAUAUUUUCACUUGGAACACGAUGAUUAGAGGUUAUGCCGAAACUGAGACCCCAAGGCCUGCUCUUGAUGUAUACAGCUGUAUGCAUAUGAAAUCCAUUGAUCCUGACACUCACACUUACCCUUUCCUUCUUAAAGCCGUUGCGAAGUUGACCGCUGUUAGUGAAGGUGAGAUGAUUCAUUCUGUUUCGGUAAAAAAUGGGUUUGAAUCAUUGGUCUUUGUUCAGAAUGCAUUGCUUCAUAUGUAUGCAGCUUGUGGGCGUGCUGAGAGUGCUCAUAAGAUGUUUGAUUUAAUGAAUGAAAAAAACCUUGUCACCUGGAACACUGUGAUUAAUGGGUAUGCACUUAAUGGGAUGCCUAAUGAAGCUCUGACCCUCUACAGGGAAAUGUGUUUGGAAGGUGUUGAGCCUGAUGGAUUCAGUAUUGUCAGCUUGCUCACUGCUUGUGCUGAGCUUUGGGCUUUGGGAUUGGGUAAAAGGGUUCAUGUAUAUAUGUUGAAGGUGGGCUUAGUUAAGAAUUCACAUGCUUCUAAUGCCCUUCUUGACCUCUAUGCCAAAUGUGGAAGCAUUAGGGAGGCUAAGUGUGUCUUCGGUGAGAUUAAGAAUAAGUGUGUUGUCUCUUGGAAUUCUCUGAUAGUCGGAUUAGCUACCAAUGGGUUUGGUCAUGAAGCGCUUGGUUUUUUCAAAGAGCUGGAGAGACAGGGCCAUGUACCAACUGAGGUCACAUUCAUAGGAGUUUUAUAUGCUUGUAGCCAUUGUGGCAUGGUAGAUGAGGGUUUUGCCUAUUUUAGAAGGAUGAAAGAAGAAUAUCAUUUAGUACCAAGAAUAGAACAUUACGGUUGCAUGGUAGACUUGUUGGGAAGGAACGGUUUGGUAAAGAAAGCAUAUGAUUACAUCCAAAAUAUGCCUAUGAAGCCUAAUGCUGUCAUUUGGAGAACCUUACUCGGAGCAUGUACAGUACACGGUCAUUUAACACUUGGAGAAAUAGCGACAACCCAAAUAUUGCAGUUUGAAUCCAAGCACAGUGGGGACUAUGUCCUUCUAUCGAAUCUGUAUGCAUCCGAGCGAAGAUGGACCGACGUGCAACAGAUAAGAACUGCAAUGCUGAAGGAAGGCGUGAAGAAAACGCCUGGGUUUAGCUUUGUUGAGAUGGCGAAUCGCGUUUAUGAAUUUGUUAUGGGAGAUAGAUCUCAUGGACAAAGUGAAGAAAUAUAUGCGAAACUAGAAGAGAUUACAAAGUUGUUGAAGGGGGAAGGUUAUAGGCCUCAUACUGAGAAUGUGCUUGCAGAUAUAGAAGAAGAGGAAAAGGAAACUGCGGUAUCUUAUCACAGUGAGAAGAUUGCAAUUGCGUUUAUGCUUAUAAAUACUCCUCCGGGAACACCAAUAAGAGUUGUCAAGAACUUGAGGGUCUGUGGGGAUUGUCACAUUGCCAUUAAACACAUAUCCAAGGUUUAUGGGAGAGAAAUCAUUGUGAGAGACCGCAGUCGGUUUCACCAUUUUAGAGAUGGUUAUUGUUCGUGUAGAGAUUAUUGGUAAAACAUUUUGGUUAAUAGCAUUGCUCUACUUUGUCUUUUAUUAGAAAUCUUCCAAAAUUAGCAAGAAUGUCAACAUUUUAAAUAUGGCUACUUUUCAUCUA
Molecule: messenger RNA, 2527 nt
Organism: Impatiens glandulifera
Lineage: Eukaryota; Viridiplantae; Streptophyta; Magnoliopsida; Ericales; Balsaminaceae
Product: pentatricopeptide repeat-containing protein At4g21065
Exons: 2
Coding region: 571-2427 (618 amino acids)
Biological process (GO): RNA modification
Molecular function (GO): RNA binding; protein binding; zinc ion binding
Source: RefSeq, a predicted model, not a curated record